CAAAUCCAAAAAAAGUCACAACGGAAGAGGUAUUAAAAGCCGAGUCUGAUCCACUGGAAGCCGAAAAAAUUAUUGAUGAUUUCGAAUCUCAAAAACGUUCGGAACAAUUUGUCGAAAUACAGAACAUAGUUUGCAAUCAGAUUCAGGACUGCAAAAGAGAAGAUCGGGAAAAUAAAAAAAAGAGUGAUGAAUUGGACAUUGCUCAAAUUUCUCAGGAUAAGACGGAAGCUAUUGAUUUUGUGGCAUCACAACUUUUACUUCAAAGUGGUGCAAAAGAUCACAGCAAUGCUCGUCAGAUUAAUGAUGUGAUUUCAAAGAUCAACGAGUUUGCAACAAAUCUUGACAAUCAUUUUGGCAAAGCUUACAAAGUGAAUGACUCCGGGAGAGGAAUUUAUCGAUACUUCGCUCAAAAAUAAGAUGUACACUUCAUCACAACUAACUCAAGUUUCAGAAGUUCUCAAUCAAAUCAUUUAAGCGAUCAAUAAUUUAGACCGAUCUUUAACCCAGUUCCAAUUAAAAAGUUUGGAAACAACUAAAAAAAUCGUGAAAUCAAAACUCAAAUAUCAACACUAACGCCGUUUAUUGCCACUUUCAAAAGGAUUCUCGGAAAUGAAAACUCUGAAAUUGAUUCGAAAAAAGUUGAACAGUUUUCGAACGAAAAAACAAAGUUGUUUGAAACGAUCAACAAUUUGGAAUACGUGAAUGAAAAUCGUGACAAGCUUGUAAAUGCAAUUCAAAAUACCACAAAAGACCCAAAACUAGAAAAUCUUCGAAUUGAAAACUAA
Messenger RNA from Caenorhabditis elegans, 785 nucleotides. The record is from the annotation of a RefSeq genome assembly. Lineage: Eukaryota; Metazoa; Nematoda; Chromadorea; Rhabditida; Rhabditidae.